Messenger RNA from Symbiodinium pilosum, 1941 nucleotides. The record is from the annotation of a GenBank genome assembly. Lineage: Eukaryota; Dinophyceae; Suessiales; Symbiodiniaceae.
AUGCUGGACCUCCUCCGGGUGGGGCAGCUAGCUGUGAUCCUCGGCAAUGCUCUCUUCAUCCAUGGUGGGCUUUAUGAUGAUGCGCUUGGCGCUGUGCCUGGUGAAGAGCUGCUCAAGGAUACCAUGAACUCCUGGGCGGCAGCCCUGAACGAAUGGAAGGACGCACAACUCCGCGACUUCGAGUUGCGGCCCUUCUGGCGUCAGGAGGAUGGCGCCUACCGCCGUGGUGGCGACCUGCUCAUUGACUACGGAUCUCCAGGCGGUGCUGACAACAAGACCAUUGUCUAUCACAACCCUUUCAACAAUGGCAACCCCGCCCAGCGGUCUGCCAGCGUCGAGGACUUCCUGGCAAAGUCCGGCAUUCGCAGAGUCUUCAGUGGGCACCAGCCACAUGGCGAGAGUCCCACGGUGGUUCGCCACGUGCGGUCGGGCCUGCUGGUCAUCACAGCUGACACGUCGUAUUCCAACAUGAGCGCCCUGAAGCUCUUCAACCAGGCUAACAACCGUGGGGAAGUGGUGACGAGCGUGCGAGUUACAGGCGAAGAAGUUCACCUUGAGGGCAUUCUCCGUGACGGGUCGAAGCACAAGUGCACGCUGCACUGCGACCCCACAAAGGACGAAAUGCCAGACGCUCUUGUGGGCUGCCAGCUGAAUGAUGGAUCUUGGGUGAAGACAGUGUUAGACGACGGUCGAGUUCUUGCUGCGCUGGGCAAGCGGUUUCAGGUAAGUGUCCAGGCCAUGCAUCCAGGGAAAGCAUGCCUCAUGCUCAAGAGUGUCUACUGCGAGGAGAAGCUCUCGGUCAGUCUCAAGAACCUCUCGGCAGAAUGGCUCCUGGAAUCCGAGCUCGAGGUGCAGCUAUGCCCUGGGCCCGAGCCAAGCGGCUCCGAGGGCAUUGAGAACUCGUACAGUGCGACGCAGUUCAAGAGGGAGGAGUUUGACAGUGCCGAGACCUACAUCUUUGACGGCCAUGGCACCUUGUGGGGCGUACGCGGCCAGUCGCAGUCCAUGUCCAACAUGGACUUGGAGAGGCAGGUCGUGGACAACGUGAAUCAGCUGAUCCUGGCUGGUAAAAGGGUCAUUUUCGCGACCAACGACUCCAACUACUCCCGGAGAAUGUACGUUGACAGGCUGUUGAAGCAUGGCAUCCAGCUGUGUGCUGACGACACGCACUCGAAGAAGCAGGCGAGGCAGAAGGUGGUCACUGCAUCUUUCACCUGCGCCUGGUUCUUGAAGAAGGCGUUGAUCCGAAAGCCCUUCGUGAUCUGCUCCCACAUGGGCCUCUUGGAGGAGUUGAAGGAGGCUGGAAUCACAGACUAUGUUGCCACCAUCGAUGAGGACGGCCACCCAAAACCAGAGUACUCCAAACCAGUGACCAAGGACAACGUGACUGAACUUGUCCAUCGCUCUAAAGAUGUGGAUGCGAUCGUCGUGGGCUGGGACCAGCAACUGACAGCUCUCAAAGUGGCAGUCGCCGCCGCGUUCCUGAAGUUUAGCCGCGAGUGCGCAGAAGAAGGGCAGAACGUCAUGCAGAUUGUGCAGUGCUCCUCUGACCACGCAGGAGUACUGGGCGUUACCUCAGAAGAUUUCCUGCCUGGGCGCAACUGGUGCAACCGGAGUAUUCCUGCGGUGGGGAAUGGGACCAUGUGCCAGAUGAUCUGCAGCUCUGUUGGUGCUGACAUCCAGGCUAUCGACGUCGGAAAGCCCUCCGAAGUGCUGAUCGAGGCCCUGCGCCGACCGGUCGAGGAGGAGGGUUACGGUGUUGAGCUGGACAAGGCAGUGAUCGUCGGCGACACGCUAAACACUGACAUCGAGCUGGCGGUGAGAAGCGGCAUGAGGUCCUUGCUCGUUUUGAGUGGUGUCACAAACCGCUCUCACCUGGACCAGCUUCGCGACACGACCCGCUUACCAACCUGGGUUGCAGAAAGCUUCGCGCACAUCUAG